Molecule: messenger RNA, 2469 nt
Organism: Marasmius oreades (fairy-ring Marasmius)
Lineage: Eukaryota; Fungi; Basidiomycota; Agaricomycetes; Agaricales; Marasmiaceae
Exons: 11
Coding region: 1-2469 (822 amino acids)
Source: RefSeq, a predicted model, not a curated record
AUGACCUUUCCAAACAUCCUCUUUGAAGCCCCUCCGACAGCCACAGCUUCAAAACCCCCUGCCCCAUGGUCUAGUAGGAGUACGAUAUCCUUUGACCCUUACCAUCCCGAUAGUUUCACGCCUCAUUCAGAGAACGCCUACGACUCUUACCAACCCAUCCUCCUUCUCCCUACGCAGGAAGAACAGCACUUUUCAACGCCAAAAUCUCCGAGAAGUCCCCGGCUCCUGCAGAAGAAAACAAAACGUACAGGAAAAGUUCCCAAACCUCUUUCCGUUACCGCAUUCAGGAGCCCACACCGAGAUGAUGAAUCUCCUGGACUGCAUAAUCCGUAUGACAAGUUUCAGAGCAGACAUCCGUCUACCGCAACCGAAGUCGACUCUUUUCUCAAUACUCCAUCCCCUUUUUCGGAUGGCUUCCCCUCUCCAUCCAAAGCAAGGCGUCAUCCGAUACCAUUCGCCUCAAAAGGUUUCGAACCACCGGAAUGGAAAAAGAUAAUUUUGCAUGUCUUUCUCUGCGUUGUCUCCUAUCCUUUUCUUCUCCUGGUCAUAGCGAUAGCAAAUGAGAGAACCAUAUUCUGGUGCAGAACGAUUGUGGGGAUCGGAUGUGGUAUAGUUGGGGUUUCUCUGGGGUUGAGUCUGAUGGAAUUGGCGAAGGCGUUUUUGGAGGCCGCAACAUGGGCAACCCUCAUCCAUCAAUCAAAUGUUCCAGUUAGUGCGCCCGGCGUAAGGCUAAAGGACUUGUCGACCACCGUUCAACUUGGCGCAACCAUAUGGUCUGGUCUUCGGCUAAUGUGGGCGCGGUACGUCUACUCUGGGACGGCGAGGCGGGCGAGAAAGGCAUAUGACAAACGCCCGUGGAGCCUAUUUAUUGUGUUUUUCCUGUGCACGAGCACACUGGCGGCCUUGUUGACUUUUAUUUUGGGUCGCAUUAUCGAUAUCGAAACGAAAAUUGUCCGCGAUCGCGUCAACUACCAUGAGGUCACCGUUAAAGGAGAUUUAUCGGUUGAAGAUAUCAACAGGGCUGCAGCUCUCACCCCGAUUUUCAAUUCAUUCUCGCUCACAUGGACUAUAUCGCCUUUCUCGGCUCUUGGUAAUCUUCCGCCAUCGAUCGCUCUUCGUUGGAAAGAAGAUUAUGUCUACUUUGCUGAGGUCUCCACCAAUCAGCUUCGCUCAGAUAGUACGGGAUUUGGAACCUUUAAGCAAGAGACAACUGCGGCCUCGAUCGACACACUGGGGAGUAAUCAAAGUCAAUCAGCAACAGACACCAGCCCUGGAACUACUCUUCGAUUUCCUAGAUGGGGAAUACGAAUUCAAUGUAAGAAACUGUCGAAUGGCAAUGUCAAUAUCGUUCCCCGGUCUCCUGGGAGCUUUUCCUACGUCGUAGUCCCGCGGGACGACAUCCGCGAACUAUUCAAGCGUUUCAAUAUGGACCUACCGUCAAUCGUCAAUCGCCCAUUUAACAAGACUGAAUUCGCCGGUAACGACACCCUUCCUAGUAACAUAGAUUUCGACCAAGCUUUCGACUGGGCAUCUGGUAAAUUCUACGAUAACGGUGUGGCCCACAGUUUCAAAAGCUUCCCCAUAACAAUGGGUGCGGAGGGUCUUGGCUGGCAAUCCGUAGAAACAUUGCUAGUGCGCCUUAACGAUGCUUUCGCCCCUCAAGGAAAAUUUCAAAUCAAGUCCGAAAACACGGUUCCUACACCCAUUAUUGACGAGCAGGGUCGACAGACGAUCAUUCAGAGCCAUAUCGGCUACGACGCAGCGGUGUGUGUCCGGUUAAUCGAGCCUUAUGUCCUGGAAGUGUACAACUCGUCGAUUGGGCUGCCGACCACCACGGUAAUCACCAGUAAAGGGGGGCAUAUUGCUGAUGAUGUGGUCGAUGGUAUUACCCAAACUUUCAGAGAGGGUGACCUCGUAACGGAUUUGAGUGUGACGAGGGAAUUAAAUUCGACGCAGCUGGCGCAAGUCUACGAUGCAUUGCAUAGUAACUCUAUUAAUCAGGUUUUGAAGGACAAUGGACGGGAUAUGGAUUAUGUUCCGUCACCGACACUUGUUUCUUACACCGGCGGGUCAAGUCCUACCGAUUAUACAGAGCUAUCUCCCGAAUUCUUUGCUAAAGCAAAAGCAAAAGCCGAUAGCGCCAGUAUGUUGCCAUACUUUGCUGGUUCUGGCGACGCCGUCGCUUGGGCAUUCCGUGACCAAGUGCUUGCUGUCGCUCAUGUGCAAAGGGCUCUAGCAUUAGGCCUGUUAGGGCUGAUUUUGGCAUUGGGCCUGAUCGCAGGCUUCUUUGUCCCAAAACUCCCUAUGGAUGUACCUCGUCGUGGGUUCGAGUUGUUCUCUUGGUUCGCAGCAUUCCAAGCAAACGAACUCAGUGGAGAUCGACCCCCUCUUCUACGAAAACGGAUGCAUCUGGACGAUAUCGAAAAGGAGUUUGGCGACCUCAAGUUUAGAUACGCGGGGUUCCAGUAG